AUGUCCGGCGAUGAUCCUACGUAUGAUAUGGUGGCUGAAAAUGUGAGAACGGAUAGACAUGAGAACAAGGAUGACGAUGUGAAACACGUUCGCUGUGAAGUGGUCCGCCGAAGACAAAGAUUACUUUCACUUUCUAUGCCUCGGUUCCUGCGUGGAACCGUCGCUAUCGCUUCUGGUGAAUUCCCAAUGCCGUGGUUCGGUAUUGAUAUAGGAGGCACAUUGGUCAAACUUGUCAUUAAUGCAUUGCAGAAUGAUUUUAUUGAAAAUGAAGAAGAAGUUUUACGGCGUAAGAAAAUUCAACGGUAUCUUGUGACGAGCAAAGCUUAUGGAGGCAGUGGUGUGAGAGACGAUCAUCUUCGUCUCUGUAAUGUUGGAAUUAAUGGUAGAAUUGGCACAAUACAUUUCAUUCGAUUUCCAACAGACAGAAUGCUUGAUUUUAUACAUUUGGUUAAGAUUAAGGGAUUUGCCGAAAUGAGUAGUACAGUAUGCGCUACUGGAGGCGGCUCUUUAAAAUAUGCUAAGGAGGCAACGGAUUUGGGUUUGCAGUUACACAAAACAGAUGAACUGGAAUCUCUGAUUAAGGGUAUUGAAUUUAUUGCUGCAACAAAUCCUGACGAAUGCUAUUAUUAUGAGAAUCCUUUGGAUGACGCUUUAUGUAGAAAAGUAAUUUGGCGAUGGUCACAUGGUCGCUGCUCAACAUCAGAUUUUGUUCCAGAAAACGAGAAGAAAGAUGGCUUACAGUAUCCAUACAUCGUUUGUAAUAUUGGUAGUGGUGUAUCUGUUUUAGCUGUACGUGGCCAUAAUCAGUUUGAACGAAUUGGAGGCAGUAGCAUUGGUGGUGGUUUCUUUCAAGGUAUAUGUGCAGUUAUGUGUGGGUGUGAAACAUUUGAAGAAGCAAUUGAGUUAGCAUCACGAGGGGACAAUAAGAACGUUGAUAAGCUCGUGAAAGAUAUUUACGGCUCAGGUUAUGAUCAAAUGGGUCUUCCAGGAGAUGUUAUUGCUGCAAGCUUUGGAAAAAUAUAUAAUAAGAAGGAUCGUGAUAAAGCACGAAUUGAAGAUCUUGCGCGUUCGGCACUCGUAACUACAACAAACAAUAUUGGUUCAAUUGCAUUUAACGGAGCGAAAACUUAUGGAAUUGAUCGGAUUGUUUUUGUUGGAAAUUUUCUGAGAGUAAAUCCCAUUGCUGCUAGAUUGCUGAGUAAUGCUAUGAAUUUUUGGUCAAAAGGAACGAAAAAAGCACUAUUUUUGAUACAUGAAGGUUAUUUUGGUGCGGUUGGAUGCUUGGAUAAAUUGGUCGAUGUUACUGAAACAAGAAGGCGAAUACGUGUUGAAAAUCAAUAG
Messenger RNA from Acanthocheilonema viteae, 1341 nucleotides. The record is from the annotation of a GenBank genome assembly. NCBI's taxonomy places the organism in Eukaryota, Metazoa, Nematoda, Chromadorea, Rhabditida, Onchocercidae.